CAUGGGGCGGAAGCUGGACCCCGCCAGGAAGGAGAAGCGCGGCCCCGGGCGCAAGGCCCGUAAGCAGCGGGGGGCCGAGGUGGAGCUGGCCCGCUUUCUGCCGCCAGAACCGGAGACCGGUAGGAAGAAGCUUUCCAGUCACGGGAGGAAGAGGGCUGCGAAGAGGCGGCUGGGAGCGGGGAGGAGGCUGCGAGGAGGAGGAGGAGGAGGAAGGCCGGAGCCGGCAGAUAAAGAGCAGGUAUCCUCACAGAAGGAGAAACAUGCCCUCAAGGCAGCAGGACAACCCCCCCGUGGCCGGUCUGGCUUCAGUGAUGACAAUUCAAAAUUGCUGGCUCCGGCCAAAGCCAAGAAAAUCCCCUCUAAAGGAAACAACAUGGAGUUAUCCAGCGAUGGUGAGGUGGAAGAGGGCAGCUGGGAGAUGGAGGAGGAGGAGGAGGAUGGGAGCAGCGACGAGAUGGUGGAUGAUUAUGGUGCCUCAUCAUCAGAGGAAGAAGAGGAAGCUGCAGCAGAGGAGGCAAGCAGGCAGAAAAUGGGACAGAAGGAGGAAGAGAGCACAGAUCUGCAGCUCAACCUGGAUAUAGACGAACAAUUUAAACUGCCAACUGAUGAACAGAUUGAGAGAGAUGCUGAGCCGCCUGACCUGCACAUCAUUCACCAACGCAUCAAGGGCAACAUGGAGGUGCUGCAGGACUUUGUGGUGAAGCGGGAGGAAGGACGAACGCGACAGGAGUACCUCGCGUUGUUGCGCCGGGACAUGGCUGCCUACUAUUCCUACAGUGAUUUCUUGCUCAUGAAGCUCAUGGACAUCUUCCCGCUCCCUGAGCUGAUAAACUUUCUGGAAGCCAAUGAGGUUCCCCGCCCUGUGACCAUUCGCACCAACACACUCAAGACGCGGCGACGGGACCUGGCGCAGGCUCUAAUCAACCGUGGCGUGAAUCUCGACCCCUUGGGGAAGUGGUCGAAAACGGGACUUGUUAUUUAUGACUCCUCUGUGCCCAUUGGUGCCACCCCUGAGUACCUGGCUGGGCACUACAUGCUGCAAGGAGCCUCCAGUCUCCUCCCUGUCAUGGCUCUGGCUCCACAGGAGAACGAACGCAUCCUGGAUAUGUGCUGUGCCCCGGGAGGAAAGACCAGCUACAUAGCUCAGCUUAUGAAGAACACAGGUAUGAUCUUGGCCAACGACAGCAACGCUGAGCGGUUACGUAGCGUGGUAGGGAACUUGCAUCGGCUGGGAGUCACCAAUGCUGUAGUGAGUAACUGCGAUGGACGCCAGUUCCCCAAGGUGCUUGGAGGGUUUGACCGUGUCUUGCUUGAUGCUCCUUGUAGUGGAACAGGCGUCAUUUCCAAGGAUCCUGCUGUCAAAACCAACAAGGAUGAGAAAGACAUCCUGCGCUGUUCUCACCUGCAGAAGGAGCUGAUUCUUAGUGCUAUAGAUUCGGUCAAUGCUGCCUCAGAGACGGGGGGCUACAUUGUCUACUGCACUUGCUCCAUCAUGGUGGAGGAGAAUGAGUGGGUUGUGGAUUAUGCCCUGAAGAAACGCAACGUUCGUUUGGUGGCCACAGGCCUGGACUUUGGCAAGGAAGGCUUCACCAGGUUCAAGGACCGUCGCUUCCACCCCUCCCUCAAGUCUACGCGGCGUUUCUAUCCCCACACGCACAAUAUGGAUGGGUUCUUCAUUGCCAAGUUCAAGAAAUUCUCUAAUGCCAUCCCCCAGGCGCAAAAAGAUGAAGAACCUGCUGUGAAAGCAGCAACUCCAUCUGCUGUCCCUGAUACCGUCAGGGAGCCUCAGACAAAAAAGAGGAAACUUGAGGGAUCAAAAGUUGACAAAGAGCAGAAGCCGCCACAGCCUGCUUUGAAGAAGAGACGUUCACUGCAGGCACAGAGGAGACCACUGAAGGCUGGCCGUCCUUCUCCCAAAAUGAUGCGUCCUCAAGUCCCUACCAGGAAGAAGCAUAGAGUGAAGCUGAACGGACAGUGAGAGGAACUGCUUUUCCGGGUGUUGGUCCCC
This is a messenger RNA of Haliaeetus leucocephalus (bald eagle), 2008 nucleotides long. It is a transcript of the gene NOP2, whose product is annotated as NOP2 nucleolar protein. The transcript is spliced from 15 exons. Bases 2 to 1978 code for a protein of 658 amino acids. Lineage: Eukaryota; Metazoa; Chordata; Aves; Accipitriformes; Accipitridae. Gene Ontology annotation, cellular component: nucleolus. Gene Ontology annotation, biological process: rRNA base methylation; maturation of LSU-rRNA. Gene Ontology annotation, molecular function: RNA binding; rRNA (cytosine-C5-)-methyltransferase activity. The record is from RefSeq and is a predicted model, not a curated record.